GCCAAGGGGGAGGGAGCCCUGGACCGUGGGGGUGGGGUGCCCAUGCCGCGGGCAGCUGCCCUGGGAAGGAGCUGGUCCAGGGGCAGCAGGGGCCAGGCCGGGCAGGGGUGGGGCCGGGCAGGGGUGGGGCCGGGCAGGGGUGGGGCAGCCAGAACGUCACUGCUGAAAGCCUGGGGGGCGGACUAGCCUGAGGACAGAGAGGCCCCUCCCGCUGCCCAGCGCCCAGUCCAGGGCCUGGGUGAGGGCCAGAACCGCAGAGCUCCCACCCCCAGUUGCAGAGGGGAGGGGCGACACCCCCUCCCCAGGCUGCCCCUGGCCAGCGUGACCCCGGCUCUGCCCAGCCCGGGCGGCCUGGUGCGGGGACAGGGCUGGGUGCUGGGGGCUGGCCACGGGGUGGGCCACUGUCCGGCUGUUCCAAUCCAAGGCCGUCACUGAGGCAACGGCUUGAUGACAAUGACGCCCACAUCACACCAGCCACGGGCGUGGCCCUCCCCUGGCCCCCCGCCCCCCGGGGCCCCCAGUCCCUGUCCGGCGGCCCCGUCUCCAUGUCCUCCUGCUCCCCCUGCCCCUGUGUCCCCAUGUCCCUCUGUCCCUGUGUCUCCGUCCCCGUGUCCUCGUGCUCCCCUUACCCCCCGUGCCCCCGGGGCCCCGUCCCUGGGUGCCCGUCACUCUGCUCUUUCCCCUGUGUCUCCAUGACCCCGUGCCCCUGCUCCUGUGUCUCGGUCCCCGUGCCCCCGGGCGCCCCAUGUACCCCGUGUCACGUCCCCGUCCCCGUGUGCCAGCCCCCUUGCCCCCGGCCCUGCGUCCCCGUGUCCCUGUGCCGUUACCCCUGUGUCCCUGUCGCCACGUCCCUGGCCCUGUGCCCCUGCCCCCCCGUCCCCGUGUCCCCGUGCCCCCUGCCCCGCGUCCCCGUGCCCCCCUCCUCACGUCUCUGUGUCUCCAAGAUCCAGUGUCCCCGCAUCCCCGUGUCCAUGUUCCUGUGUCCCCGCGGCUGCGCCCAGGGCUGCCUGUCCUGCGUGAAGUAGGCAGCCGCCCGCUCGGGGCCCGAGGCCUCGGCAGAGGGGGGGCCUGGCAGAGACGAGGACGCGCAGCCUCCACCCCGGACGGCAGCCCCUUCACUGCUCCUGCUCCUGCUCCAGCUCCAGCCCCCCUCAGCGCAGGCACCGGCCCGCAGCUCCCCGCGGGCGCCCCAGCAGCUCUCCAUCCAGGGGUCACCCGGAAGGAGUGUCCUGGUCCCUCUCGGACGGUCCUGCCCCACGUGCUCGCAGAUUUGGGAGCCGGACCUGGACCCCAGCACACCUGCUCUGUCCUUUUAGACCUCCAGGCGGCAGCAACGGAGGAAGAGACGCCUCAGGCAGGCUCCGCCCAGCGCUCACUGCAGCUCCUGGGACCUGAUGACCAACCGACCGACCGACCGACCUGGCGGGCUUGUCCCUGAGGAGCCUCGUCCACCGCCUCGUCCCUCCUCCUGCCGCCUGUCCCCGCGUCUGUGUGGGGCGCUCUGAUCUGCAGGUUCAGGGGUCCCUAGCCUCCCAGUGCUGCUCGGGGUCCUGUCCUCAGGGAGGCUGCCCAGGCCCAGGCCCAGGGAGAGGACAGUCUGCUCUGCUCACCCCCAAACCCAGGCCCCGGGACCAGCAGGCGCGCAGCGGAGGUCAAAGGGAAGGCCCGCCACUGCCUUCCCCGGGGUCGCCCACCCACCCGGAGGAGCAUGGGGGUGAGACGCCCGUCAGACGGCGGGAACAGACAACCUCGCCAUCGGUGUGAGCCCUGCAUCCUGUCCCGAGGCCCCUGGCACGGAGCCGGCGCCAGCCUGACCGGCUCAUGGCAGGUACCUGAGGCGGCAGCCGCGGGCCCUGUCCCGGGUCGGCAUCUGCCUUCCGAGGAGCCGGCAAGACGGGCGGGUGUGCGGGCCUCCCCUUCUGCUCCUCCGCUGGCCUGCCGUUCGGGGCUGAACCAGAGAACCUCCUCAGCCCAGCGCCCAGGCCCCGAGGACCUCAGAGCCUCCGUGGGGGACACCCAGACGGCGCUUCCUGCUGCUUCACCGAGGACCCCUGUGCGCUCAAGAACAGCCGAGGGCGAGCACCUCCUCCGAGCCCGUGGCUGUCCGUCCGCCUCCCCACCCACAGCCCCACUGCGCUGCCUGGGUGUCUGCACGUGGGGAGGACCCCUCCCUGCCCCUCCCGGCUCCCGGCCGCCCUCUCGUCCUUUCCGGACACAGGGCAGCGCGGGUCCUGAGAACCACGGGGGUGGGGGGUGACCGCGAGCCUCCACCGCAGGGCAGCGGGCGGACACCUGCCCACGGCAGACCCCGGAGCAGCCAGAGGACUGGCAGCAACGCCCGUGUCCAGCCAGGAGGCGGGGGACGCCACGCCCCUCUUAACCUGGGGGGUGCCCAUUCCCCGCCCUUCGCGGCUCCUGGCCAGUUUCAGCUGCAGCCGCCUCGGCCCUCCGCUGCCCCGGCGCCCCCGGAGCAGGUACCUGUCCACGGGUCGGCCGCGCUGAGGUAGGACAGGAGCCCGCAGCACAGCAGGAAGGCCAGGGCGGAGAGGAUCGCGUUCCUCUGGAGCCGGGACAGCUGCUUCCAUGCCUGCGGCAGGGGCGGAGGAGCACCUUUACUGGGACUCACACAAGUGCCCCGCCCCGCAGGAGAGCUCGCCCAGAACCUCCCGGGUCUCAGAAGCACCGGCCGACGGUUUUUCCAAAUUCCGCCGUCAGGCCGAGGCCAGACAAAGCGAAGCCACGGGACAGGGCGUGGCGGGUGACACUGAGGGUCCCGCUGCGGGAUUUUGUGGAUUAAACUCUCGUGUGUGCUCGCA
Messenger RNA from Myotis daubentonii (Daubenton's bat), 2816 nucleotides. RefSeq lists its product as uncharacterized. The transcript has 3 exons. Bases 746 to 1438 code for a protein of 230 amino acids. NCBI's taxonomy places the organism in Eukaryota, Metazoa, Chordata, Mammalia, Chiroptera, Vespertilionidae. The record is from RefSeq and is a predicted model, not a curated record.